Elephantulus edwardii (Cape elephant shrew) is the source of this 1720-nucleotide messenger RNA. It is a transcript of the gene WT1, whose product is annotated as Wilms tumor 1. The record is from RefSeq and is a predicted model, not a curated record. Bases 368 to 1720 code for a protein of 450 amino acids. Gene Ontology annotation, molecular function: RNA polymerase II cis-regulatory region sequence-specific DNA binding; DNA-binding transcription factor activity, RNA polymerase II-specific. Gene Ontology annotation, cellular component: nucleus. The transcript has 10 exons. NCBI's taxonomy places the organism in Eukaryota, Metazoa, Chordata, Mammalia, Macroscelidea, Macroscelididae. Gene Ontology annotation, biological process: regulation of transcription by RNA polymerase II.
UAAGGAGUUCAAGGCAGCGCCCACACCCGGGGGCUCUCAGCACCCCGGCCACCGGCCUGCUCCUCCCUUCCUCGGCGCCCUCCCUCCCACUCACCACACACCCACCGGCCCGGGGCGCAGCCCAGGCCCCGCUCCCGCCGCCUCGCCCGCCGCGAUCCUGGACUUCCUCCUCCCUCCAGAACCGGCUUCCACGUGCGCCCCGGAGCCGGCGUCGCCGCGCGCGCUCCGCCCGGGGCCCGGGGGCCUCGAGCAGCCCGGGGACCGGGCUCCGGGGAGCAUCUGGGCCCGCUUCGGCGGGGCCGAGCCGACCGUCUCGCGGCUGCAGGGCCGGAGGAGCCGCGGGUCGUCUGGAACCGAGCCGCCGCCCAUGGGCUCCGACGUGCGGGACCUGAACGCGCUGCUGCCGGCUGUGCCCUCCCUGGGCGGCGGGGGCGGCUGCGCCCUCCCGGUGAGCGGCGCCGCGCAGUGGGCGCCCGUGCUGGACUUCGCGCCCCCGGGCGCCUCGGCCUACGGUUCGCUGGGCGGCCCCGCGCCGCCGCCCGCCGCCCCACCGCCCCCGCCGCCGCCGCCGCCACCGCCACCGCACUCGUUCAUCAAACAGGAGCCGAGCUGGGGCGGCGCCGAGGCGCACGAGGAGCAGUGCCUGAGCGCCUUCACUGUGCACUUCUCAGGCCAGUUCACCGGCACCGCUGGGGCCUGCCGCUACGGGCCCUUCGCUCCUCCACCGCCCAGCCAGGCGGCGUCGGGCCAGGCCAGGAUGUUCCCCAAUGCGCCCUACCUGCCCAGCUGCCUGGAGAGCCAGCCCGCCAUCCGCAACCAGGGAUACAGCACGGUCACCUUCGAUGGGACGCCCAGCUAUGGUCACACGCCCUCGCACCACGCGGCUCAGUUCUCCAACCACUCCUUCAAGCAUGAGGACCCCAUGGGCCAGCAGAGCUCGCUAGGCGAGCAGCAGUACUCAGUGCCGCCCCCGGUUUAUGGCUGUCACACCCCCACCGACAGCUGCACCGGCAGCCAGGCCCUGCUGCUGAGGACGCCUUACAGCAGUGACAAUUUAUACCAAAUGACCUCCCAGCUUGAAUGCAUGACCUGGAACCAGAUGAACUUAGGAGCCACGUUAAAGGGAGUUGCUGCUGGGAACGCCAGCUCAGUGAAAUGGACAGAAGGGCAGAGCAACCAUGGCACGGGGUACGAGAGUGAUAACCACACCACUCCCAUCCUUUGUGGUGCCCAGUACAGAAUACAUACCCACGGCGUCUUCAGGGGCAUCCAGGAUGUGCGACGUGUACCUGGAGUAGCUCCCACUCUUGUCCGGUCAGCAUCUGAGACCAGUGAGAAGCGUCCCUUCAUGUGUGCUUAUCCAGGCUGCAACAAGAGAUACUUUAAGCUGUCCCACUUACAGAUGCACAGCCGGAAGCAUACCGGUGAAAAACCAUACCAGUGUGACUUCAAGGACUGUGAACGAAGGUUUUCUCGUUCAGACCAGCUCAAAAGACACCAAAGAAGACACACAGGUGUGAAACCAUUCCAGUGUAAAACUUGUCAGCGAAAGUUCUCCCGCUCCGACCACCUGAAGACCCACACCAGGACUCAUACAGGUGAAAAACCCUUCAGCUGCCGGUGGCCCAGUUGUCAGAAAAAGUUUGCCCGAUCAGAUGAACUAGUCCGCCAUCACAACAUGCACCAGAGAAACAUGACCAAACUGCAGCUGGCGCUUUAA